CGGGACGCCCUCGCUCUGCAUAGAGGUGUGAGGCAGGGGACAAAGUCGCCAACGCUCGGGUUUCUCCGGACAGCACCUUUUUUAAAAACGAAAGCAGCAGCAGCAAGCAACUCGAAGCCCCCUCAGAAUUAACACCUUGAUCCGCUGACGCGCGGCAGAUCGUCUUGAGGCUGCGAUUUUCCUUCUUGCUCCGCAAGGGACCAUGCCUGCCAGAUUGUGGGGCUUCGUGGCUGCUCGUUUGCUCUCGCUGCUGCUGCUGCAAAUGCUGCUUCUUCCGCAGGUCCAUCUCCACAGAACUACGGGCCCCAGGUUUUUAAUAAGUGACCAUGACAGAGAUCCGCAAUGUAACCUCCACUGCUCCAGAUCCGGUGUCAAGCCACUCUGUGCUUCUGAUGGCAGAACUUAUGAAUCCAUGUGUGAUUAUCAGAGAGCAAAGUGCAAGGAUUCUAAUCUGAAUGUGGCACAUCGAGGCAGAUGUAAAGAUGCUGGUGAGAGCAAAUGCCGAUUAGAAAGAGCCCAAGCACUGGAUCAAGUGAAGAAGCCACAAGAAGCGGUCUUCGUUCCAGAGUGUCACGAAGAUGGAUCGUUCACCCAAGUUCAGUGCCACACCUAUACUGGAUAUUGCUGGUGUGUCACACCAGAUGGCAAGCCCAUCAGUGGUUCUUCAGUACAGAACAAAACUCCUGUAUGCUCAGGUUCAGUAACUGACCGGCCAAUAGGACAGGGUAAUUCUGGAAGAAAAGUUUCUUUUCAAUUUUUUUUAACUCUCAAUUCAGAUGAUGGUUCAAAACCAACACCCACCAUGGAAACACAACCAGUUUUGGAUGGAGAAGAAAUCACAGCCCCCACCCUUUGGAUUAAACAUUUGGUCAUCAAAGAUUCCAAACUGAACAGCUCUAGUAUGAAAAAUGCAGAGAGAAUUAAUUCAUGUGACCAAGAAAGGCAGAGUGCACUCGAGGAAACCAAACAGAAUCCGCGUGAAGGAAUUGUUAUCCCGGAAUGUGCUCCUGGAGGACUGUACAAACCGGUGCAGUGUCAUCAGUCUACUGGCUAUUGCUGGUGUGUUCUGGUGGACACAGGCCGCCCCCUUCCUGGCACUUCCACCCGGUAUGAGACCCCUGUAUGUGAAAGUGAUGCUCGAUCCAGAAGUCCAGAAACUGACGAUCCUUUCAAAGACAGAGAACUUCCAGGCUGCCCAGAAGGGAAAAAAGUAGAAUUUAUUACCAGUUUACUGGAUGCUCUCACCACAGAUAUGGUACAGGCCAUUAACUCAGCAGCACCUGUCGGAGGUGGAAGGUUCUCUGAGCCUGAUCCCAGCCAUACCCUGGAAGAGCGGGUGGUACACUGGUACUUCGGUCAGCUGGACAACAAUAACAGCAGCGAUAUCAACAAAAGGGAGAUGAAGCCCUUCAAGCGCUACGUGAAGAAGAAAGCCAAGCCCAAGAAAUGUACACGACGCUUCACUGACUACUGUGAUCUCAACAAAGACAAGUCCAUCUCUCUACGGGAACUGAAAGGCUGCUUGGGGGUCAGGAAGGAAGGAGGCAGCAUUGGCAGUUUCCCACAUGGAAAAAGGCAAGGAGUUAAUCCUUUCAUAGGACGCCUUGUUUAAAAGCUCAUGAGGAUAUAUGACAUGGAUGGAUGGAAGGAAGGUUAGGACGCGUGGCCAUCUGAAAACAUGUGGGACUGGCAACAUCCAGUAUAGCAGAAGUGGCAGUCACAACAUUUGCACUUUGUUAAAAAAAGUAGAGAGGAGAAAAAUGGUCUACAUGUAAUACAGUUAUCUAGUAAUCUGAAGAAAAGAAGGAGAACAACCAUUGAAUUUGGAAGAAAACUGAACAUCUAUUGGUGAUUUAAAUCUUGGGGAUUGCUUGGACUUGAAAAAAGAUGUUUAAUAUACUGUAUAUAAAUGUAAAUUACACAGUGAUUUUCUGUUGCUUGUAGGAUGACUAUUUGAUCUCUGUCCAGUUUUUUUUUUCCUUUUAAGGGGCACAGCAAAUUCAGGAAUGCACUGAUUUUUAUAACCAUUCAAAAUUAUUUCACAACCUGUUAUUCAAGUAAGCCAAACAUGGUUGCGCACAGAUAUUCUUUGGAACCUCAUUUCUGUGUAUUUGUGUGCCCACUUUUGUCAGAAAACAACCUGUUUCUUCACUAGGCAUUUAUAAUGUCUUCUAGCAUCACCCAGUCAUUGUUAGGGUGAUAUAAAGUCUGUCUUUAUUACAUUUGUAACAAUACAGAGAUUACUGGAUGGUUCUUUAUAAGAUGUUAUAAAUCACUAGUGAGGAAAUGGCCUAAAUGUGUAAUCUUGGGGAUGUCCAAGAAAUGUAAAUGUGAGCAGUAUGAAAUUGUAAACAGGAGUGGGGACCCCAUGGCACCCCAGAUAUUGUUGGACAUUAAUUUACAUAUGUUUAGCCAGCAUAUCCAGGGUUCAAGGACAGCAAAAAUGUGACAAAACCUCUGCCCAGUUCAGGAAUCCAAAUUAAAUUAAAGUAGCCUCAAAAGAGAGCUGGCUUGAGGUUAGCCCACCAAUUCCUUGGCUCUUGGUUCUUUGACUGAACGGUUCUUAUUGAUAGGAAGUUUUUUUUUCCUCCCCGUUCAGAAGGAAUCUGCCUUCAGGUCAUUAUUCUGUGUCCUGCAUUCUGGAACAAGAGAGAGUGGAUCUGGAAUUUAUUUUGUGUGAAGAGUUCCCAAUGUGGUAUCCUCCAAAUGUGUUGCAUGUCAACUCCCAUAGCUAGCAUGCUCAAUGGCCUGUCUGGCUGGGGGGGUGAUAAAAGCUGAAAUCUGAAAAAUCCAGAGUACGCUAGGAUGGGGGAAGCUUGGUUUGAGCCUAUGAAAUAAGCCCUAACAGGAACCAUACCAUGUGGUUAUGAAGCUGUACAAAAUCAUUUUUCCCCAACAGCAGACCAUAAUGGGAGAGCUAUGUUAUUUUUUUGGCAAUCCCACACACAAUGAACUGCUAUCUUGGCUUUUGACUAGUGGCUUUUCUUGUGGAGUUGGUUGCCCAUUGUGAGAACAUACUGCUGGACUAGAUGGGUCCAGUCCAGCAGGACACUGCUUAGGUUCUUAACUUGUUGGUCUUGACUAUUUUAAUGUUCAGAAAAAGCAAGACUGAGUUGUAACAAUGAAUUUUUUGGACUGAGGAUCUUGAAGGUUUACUGUACAUAGGUGCAAGUUUGAAACUGGGCAAAAACAUUUUCUUCUUUUAUAAAUUUGUGUUGAAUCAUUUCACAAGUUUACUGUAAAGCAAAUCUUUGUCUUAUGGAUCAGCAGCACCCACUGCUGGCUUCUCUAACACAUCACAUACAAUGCAUGUCUCUUCAAACUUUUCUUUGCAUACUGUGUUCUUUUUCCUUUCUUUUGUUUUCAACACUUAUUCUGUAUGUAUUCAGAAUACAUUGUACGUUGUUUGAAUAUGCAGUGUAAAAAGUCUACUUUGUCCAUAUGAAUGAAGAUCAAUUUGUAAAGAAUGUUGUUAAAAUUACUUUUGUUCAUGCAGCCUUCCUCUCAGCCUCUUACACCUAACAAUGACAGAGAAUCAGAGCCCAUGCCAAGUUCUUCUGUCACUUUGUCUUACUAUUUUGUGAAAAUGAAUGUUGUUUAGUUAUCUUAAAGGGUA
Molecule: messenger RNA, 3616 nt
Organism: Candoia aspera
Lineage: Eukaryota; Metazoa; Chordata; Lepidosauria; Squamata; Candoiidae
Gene: SMOC1
Product: SPARC related modular calcium binding 1
Exons: 13
Coding region: 203-1612 (469 amino acids)
Biological process (GO): extracellular matrix organization
Cellular component (GO): basement membrane
Molecular function (GO): extracellular matrix binding; heparin binding; protein binding
Source: RefSeq, a predicted model, not a curated record